CCCCUCGAACUCGUGGUUGUUGUGGUCGUUGUCGUUGUAGGUCUUCACUGCUACCUGCACUGUCAAUGUUUGCGCUGUCCAUCGCACCUUCUUGCGGGUUGCCGCCUACUGCCUGCCCUUUGUGUACUAUCGAGUCAUCGCUCUUUGGCCACCUCGCUCGCCGCUAGAGUCAUACCUACCUACCUACUCACUCUUCUUUACUACCACUACCUAACCUACUACUUCCUCUACUUCUUCCUACUACCUACCUCCUACCAUUCCUCCUCCUCCUCCUUCUACUCCUAAUAGUCAGCCACCUGCUGCGCCCAUCCCACUCACCUCAACCCGACGUCCACCCUCACCUCACGCGUCCCCGACUACCCACUCCUCCUCCUCCUACCACCGACCACCGACGACCUGCCUCUAGUACUCCGCUUCCUCCCCUGGGCUGCGAGGACGGACUGCACCUUCUCACGCUAUCCUGAGCCUGCCACAACAACGACGCUCUAGUCACCUUUUCCUAUACUCGAAUUCGACUCAUACUCUCUUCGGCCGACUCGGGCGCGACUCUCCACUCAGCCUCGACGGCAACGAUAGCUAUACCCUACCUAUUCCGGCAGUAUCGAAAUGAAUCCGUCCGUAAUCACUCAGCAGCGCGCCAUCACCAGCUCAGUCACAUUCGAGAAGUCCACCAUUAAAUCUGUCGCCGUUCAAGGACCACAGUGGUGAAUCGCUCUACCUUGAAUCGCAUCUCUGUAUAGCUGGAGAGACGACUCGUAUCACUUGAACAGACUGAGCUGGUUGACUCGGCUGCAUCUUCCUCGCGAUUCUACCCUAUUCGAGACGUUUCUCGCGAAUCGAGGGCUUCAGCCGACCCCCACAAGGAUCACAAACACAUGCUUAUGCUUGUUGAAUGUUAGCAUUGGAAGGCGCAAAGGGUUUGAACACUUUCGGGCAAUAUCGCACAAUCUGACGCGAUUGUUGCUCUUCACAACACAGAAUGAACACGGAGGCAGAGGCUCCGAGCUCUGAUGGUCCAGGACCACAUACCAACCAAUAUGGCCCAUACGAGCCGUCGAUAGUUUCCUCGAUUCCCUCGUCGCAGGUUUCGGUCUUCUCGGAUGCUUCAUCAGCUUCAAGCUCCAUCGCCACAUCGAUUUCUGACGACUUUCGAACUUCCCAAGACGACUACCCUGAGAGGUGCACUCAACGCGAUCGGCAUGAAGACUCCACGUCGGUGGAGGAGGUUGCAGGCCUGACGAAGCAGCGCCUGUCAUAUGCCAACGUCACGUCAGUACCAGCACCACAGCUGCACAAUCCACGGCGGUCUUCGCUGUGCAGGGCUCAAAAGCCACCCCCACUUGUCCGGCAGCGCGAUCGAAAAGUGAACUUCGUGGACAACCUCGUCGACUCUGCCACCCAAAUGGUGGAGGUCAUAUGGCCCCUGUCUGUGGUCCCAUGUCGUUCUGAGGUGGUCGGCCGUGGUGUCCUACCACUGCGAACGUACAUUGAGGAAACUCUGAAGAGAUCGAAGACGAGCUACUCGACCCUUCAAGUCGCACUCUACUAUCUCGUGCUGAUUCGUCCGCACGUGCCCAAGAACGACUUUACCAUGGAGCAGCCCGUGGACUGUCCAGCGGAGCGCUCAUUGAUGUGCGGCAGGCGCAUGUUCCUCGCUGCGCUGAUCUUGGCAUCGAAGUAUUUGCAGGAUCGCAACUACUCGGCCAAGGCAUGGAGUAAGAUGUCUGGCCUCAAAGUCUGCGAAAUCAACGCCAACGAACGAAACUUUCUCAGCAAGAUCAAUUGGAAGCUCCACAUCCCCAAACCUGCUUUCGAGAAAUGGCAGGCAAUUGUGUUGAAAUAUUCGCCAAACACACCACCUUCGCCAGGCUAUGGUGUUCUGUGCGAUAGCUCUCGGUGGAAGCGGGUCAUUCCAUUGCUUACUGCAGAACUUGACAGCCUGCCCAUGAUGGAGGAGAAGCUCCUCCUGGACGGUGGAGCAGUGUCGCCGUACUUUGACGCUGCUUCCUCGACCACACCCACUCCUACCAGGGAUACGCUCAAGCUCCCACGCAUGAUCGAGUCGACUUCCCACGAGACUACGCCCACUCCUGCUAGGGCGUUACCCUGUCUGGAGCCAAUUCCGAACUUUGUGCCCCCCAUGCCUGCCUUGGCACGGCUUGGUCCUCUACCGACGCCGGUCAUGACUCCUCAACCGAUGGCCUCCAGCACUCCUGCAGUGAGUGCUUAUGGCUCCCGUCCAUCAUCCAUGUGCUCUGCUAUGGAGGUUGUGCAGAAAACGAGCCACAACAGAUGUAUCAUGGAUGGAGAUUUUGCAGCUCACAACCCUGUCUCCCAGAGACGUCCAUCACUCAUGAGCGGCGGCUCUUACUACUCCAGCCCAGACUCCACGCUUUCCGAUGACUCCCGACCAUCACGCUAUUCCUCCAUGUCCUCAGUAUCGACAACAUCUUCGGCCAUGGCGCCUCGAGCCUGCUUGGCUCGACAGGCGACGUGCCGGAAUGCUGGGUUGUUGCAUCGACCGAUCGAGGAGGAGCAUGUCGGCACUGCGGUGAAGCCGAUUGUGAUUGACGACGACGUGGAAAUGGUGAGCAGCCCGAUGCAGGCAGACUUCUCCCUUGGCGAGAAGGCCUUGCAUGCACCACAUCGACACAGCCGUGGCUCCAAGCCACACUCGCCACAUGCUGUACCAGCUUCUGCUACAGAGAAGAGCAAGAAGCGAGGCCGUACACAAGGCCAUCGUCGCUCUCAACUUCAAGAAGAAGUCCGUUACUUAUUGGAAGAGUCCCUCGAGGACGAUUCCAUGGAUCUCGACGACCGCGUUUCUCCGCCAGCAGCAGCAGAGUACGCUUCCAGUAUGCUCAGCCGUGGUCCUGUGCUGGUGUCAUGCAAAGAAGUACCGCCUGCUGCCACGAUCAGUGGCAGCUGGGAACAUGCAAGAGUUCCAGUCCACAAGAACGACGGCAAAAAGCGGAGCUGCUGCUCUGUGAGAAACACAUCAAUGUCGAUAUCUCCUGUACCGAUGUACGGCGAAGUUUCUUAGCACAGGAUAGCGGCCUGGGCUUCGGUGUAUGAUUCGAGACGACAUGUGCACAAAAUCACACCCAUUGUAUUAUGACUGCAGCAUCAUGUGGUCACGAACAGGACACGAGCGAGGCGUCUCACUGGGUGUACAUGUAUAAUUAUCGCGAAGAUAUCCAAUGAAGCGAAAUUGUUUUUGACUGUGUGCUUGCCGUCGUCUCAGUACCUCCUACUAGGAGGUAAGAGGUUACAUGUUGCAGUAGAAGAGUUUCCCUCGUGAACUUUCGUUCGCGGUAACGUGCAUGUGGAGAAGAAGGUUUCGGUGAGUACUCCGAAGUCUUCAGUAAGCUACUACUUUUGCCUCAAACCUUAAACUCUGAUAUAUCAUUCCCCAUUCUACUCCUUCAACCCUGAACCCACCGGAAUCAUCAAAUCAAUAAAAUUUCAUAUCCUCUCCCAUCUUCUCCCGAAUCACGUCAUGCGUCAAUUUCAUCAACUGCUCUCCUAAGGCUUCAUUUCUCGACAAUUCCGAACCGGGCUCCACGGCCGCCGGUGGACAAAUAUAUUCUCCGGAUUCGGAAGUUUUUGUCACGGCGUAGAGAGUCGACAAGGCGCCUUCGAAUUGUGUCUUUUUGAAUGGGGCGGCGAGGACGGACAUGCCGUAGCCGAGGAGGGGGUAGGGUUCAUGAAUAUCAUUCUGUGACAUAUCCGUAUUCACCACUCCCGGAUGCGUGGCAUUAAUCAGAAUCUGGGGGACUUGAGGAGUGACAUGUCUCGCGAGAUAGCGGGCGUAGAGGAUCGUGGCGAGUUUGGAUCGUCCAUAUUGGCCAUUGGGGCCGGCGUCGGUGUUGAUUUCUGCGAGGCUGGAAAAGGAAGACGUGUCUUUGGGGGUGAGUUCGUGUGCGUUGGAGGCUUGGAAGGAAAUGUGGACUUGGUGGCCUGCUGUGGCGGUGGAUUUGAGGAGGGGGAGUAGAUGCGAUGUCAAGAUGACAUGUCCAAAAUGAUUGACUGCCAUAUGUCUAUCCACCCCCAAAUCCGUCAACUGAGCAGUCAUAAUCCCCCGACCGGCAUUUCCCACCAACACAUCCAACCGAUCCGUUUCCUUUUGAAUCUGCUCCGCCAACCCCGCCAACUGCUUCCACUCUCCCAAAUCCCCCUUCAAGAAAAUCAUCCUCGAAGCCUUAUCCUCGCCCAAUUCUUCCUUGAUCGCAGCUCGUGCAUGAUCCGCCUCAGCCGCAAACGACAACACAAUCACUUUGGCGAUAUUUUUCGACAGCAAAGUAUGCGUCACGCCGUAUCCGAUGCCCUGAUCUCCGCCCGUGAUCAAUGCCACUCGGCCGGUCUGAUCAGGGACAUCUUCCAAGGUGAAUUGCGUGUGUGCGGGUGCGAGCUUCUGGGCUAUGACACCGCCUAAAUUCUGUGAGAUUGUACUUCGUGCUGCGUCGAUGAGGGAUGCCAUGUUUCUUCUUCCUGCUGGGACUUUGGUGGUGAUGGUGAGAGGAUAGGAAGAGUGAAGGGAUGCU
Messenger RNA from Sphaerulina musiva SO2202, 4544 nucleotides. RefSeq lists its product as uncharacterized. Gene Ontology annotation, molecular function: cyclin-dependent protein serine/threonine kinase regulator activity; protein kinase binding. Gene Ontology annotation, cellular component: cyclin-dependent protein kinase holoenzyme complex; nucleus. The record is from RefSeq and is a predicted model, not a curated record. The transcript is spliced from 5 exons. Gene Ontology annotation, biological process: regulation of cyclin-dependent protein serine/threonine kinase activity. NCBI's taxonomy places the organism in Eukaryota, Fungi, Ascomycota, Dothideomycetes, Mycosphaerellales, Mycosphaerellaceae. Bases 980 to 3043 code for a protein of 687 amino acids.